Hansenula ciferrii is the source of this 2283-nucleotide messenger RNA. It is a transcript of the gene SPC97, whose product is annotated as gamma-tubulin-complex subunit SPC97. Gene Ontology annotation, biological process: mitotic cell cycle; meiotic cell cycle; cytoplasmic microtubule organization. The transcript is spliced from 2 exons. The record is from RefSeq and is a predicted model, not a curated record. The coding region runs from base 1 to 2283 and encodes 760 amino acids. Gene Ontology annotation, molecular function: gamma-tubulin binding; microtubule minus-end binding. Gene Ontology annotation, cellular component: mitotic spindle pole body; centrosome; gamma-tubulin small complex. NCBI's taxonomy places the organism in Eukaryota, Fungi, Ascomycota, Saccharomycetes, Phaffomycetales, Wickerhamomycetaceae.
AUGGAGACUGAGAGACAAGUGAAGACGCCAUAUUUGAAUGCGAGAUUGGUGAAUUUCCAACCAUUAUGUUCAAAACAUCAGAAAGUUAAACCAUUACAAUUGAAAGAUUUGAGAGAUUUGAGAGUUCAGGAAGCUCUUAUAGUGAAGGAUUUGUUGUAUGUGCUUUUGGGGUUAGAAGGUGCUUAUAUUAGAUAUUCUGAAGGUUUUGAUCCAAAUAUAUUGAAAUUAAGACUUCUGGGACCAGAUUAUAAAAUUAAUAAAAAUUUAGAUACAAGUUUAAAAGAUGUUACCAAGAGAAUUGUUCAUUUAGGUAGAAUGUAUACUUCAUUAGUUGCAUUUACAGAAUAUUAUAAUUCUGAAAAAUUUGGUCAAAUUGUACAAAAUUUUGUUUAUGAAGUUCGUCAAUUUUUGAAAAAUUAUAUAUUUUUCCUUGAUUCAAUGGAUCAACAAUUUAAAUUUAACAAAGAUUUCAAUAUUCGUCAAUUAGAACAAGAUUUAAGAACUCAUGUUAGUUAUAAAAUGUUACAUUUAUAUGAAAUUGUUCAAACAAUUGAAAAAUUAAAUCAAGAAAGAAGUAUAAUCACACAAGAUAAUAUGUUUGCAAAUUUUAUCGAAGGAAUACGACAUGAUAUACAACAUACAGGUUCAGUUGAUCUGUUAUCAGAUUCUUCAAGUCAUAGAUUAGUUAAAGGUGGAUUAUUAUUGAAAAUUGUUCAAGAUAGAAUUGAUGAACAUAGUGGAGAUUUAAAAUCAUUUGAAUUUUUAUCACAAAUUUUCAAUAAUAUAAGUAAAUUAUAUAUUGAUAUGUUAAAUGAUUGGAUAACUAAAGGUAUAUUGAAUGAUCAAAAUAAUGAAUUUUUCAUAAUAUCAAAUCUUGCACAUGAUUUUAAGAUUAAUAGUUUAAACUCUGAAAGAUAUUGGGAUUCAAAAUAUAUUGUUAAAAAAGAUGGUUUACCUAAACAAUUUGAUAACCCAGAAAUUCAAUAUAAAGUUUUACAGACUGGUAAAUAUUUAAAUGUCUUGAGAGAAGUUGGUGUUGAAUUAGAUUCUUUUUUCAAUGAAAGAGUAACAACUUUAAGUAAUUCUAAUAAUCUUUAUUUAACACUUGAUAAUGCUUAUGAAAAUGCAAACAAACUUAUAUUAGAUCUUUUUUUCCAUGGUUAUAAUUUUAAAAAAAUUUUAAAAAAUUUACAAAAAUAUUAUUUAUUAAAUAAUAUUGGACAAUUUCAAGAAUUUUUAAACACAAAUUUCCAUGAAUUUAAAAAACCAUAUACUCAUAUUUCAAAAUCAAAAUUACAGAGAACAUUUGAUCAAAUAUGUAAAAAUAAUUCAGAUGUAAUUUUCCAAUUAUUAAAUAUAAUUAUUGAAAAAGAUUCAAUUUAUGAUUAUCUUUUAGAAAUUUUAAAAGUUGAACCAAUUGAUGCAGAAAAGGCAUUAACUGCAACAAAUUUUGAUUCAAUAAAGACAUUAAUAAAUGAAACUUUAGAUUUUGAUAAACAUCAUAAUGAUCAAAAUUCUGAUGGGAAUAAUAAAUCAUCUGAACUUAUUAAAUCAAUUAAUUUUUUCACAUUUGAUAUAAUUUUACCAUUCCCAUUAAAUUUAAUUAUUAAUAGAACAGUUAUAAUUCAAUUUCAAUUAAUUUUUAGACAUUUAAUUAAUUUACAUUAUACAGAUAAACAAUUGAAUGAAACAUGGUUUGAAAUUAAUCAAAAUAAAAUUUGGAAAUAUAAAUUUUUCAAUAAAUCAAUAUCAAAAUGGAUAACAAGAGUUAGAUCAUUACAUGAUCGUAUGAAAGAUUUUAUUAAAAUUUAUUUUGGAUUCCUUGUAUAUGAUUUAAUUGAUUUAAAUUGGGGUGAUUUCUUAAAAAAAAUUGAUGAUGUUGAAAAUUUUGAAGAUUUAUCAAAUUAUUUACAAUUUUUCCUAAAUACAAUAUUGAAAAGUUCUAUAUUAACAACAGAUAAAUUAAUUAAAAUUUGGGUUAAAAUUUCACAAAUUAUAAAUGGAUAUUGUAAUUUUUUACUUUCAUUAAGGAAAGUAUUAAUCUUAUUAGAUUUAAAUUUAUUUACAAAAUAUGAUGAAAGAUUAAAAGGUCAACUUUUUGAUGAAGAAAAAAAUUUUGAAAGAUUUGAAAAAUUAAAUUUAUAUUUAAAUGAUUAUCUUGAAGGAUUUAGUCAACAUUUAAAUGGUUUUAUUGAAGGUUUAAGAUAUUAUGGAGAAUUAGAAACACCAGAUUUUUUAAUAUUAGCUAUAAGAUUAGAAUCUUCAUUUCCUUCAAAGGAAUAG